GCUUUCCUCAGGCUGAGGGCGACUUUUCCGCUCCUCGAGGCGUGAGGGGAGCGGGUGGGAGCCGGUUCCCGCGCCCCGGAGACCGGGAGCCAGGCUGGCCGGAUCCCCUCCAGACAGACAACGCCUCGGUGUCUUCUCCGCCAUCUCCUCCCACCGGCGACAUGGAGAAAGCCCCCAUGCAGCCAUCUCAAGACCAGGUGGCCUUUGAAGAGGUGUCUGUGUAUUUCACCAAGGGGGAGUGGGCCCUGUUGAGUCCAGCCCAGAAGACUCUCUACAAAGAGGUCAUGCUGGGGAAUUUUGAGAACGUGGCCUCUCUGGGACCUGUGAUUACCAAACCUGACCUCAUAUCCUGGCUGGAAGAAGAGGAAGAACUGUUUCUCCUGAUCUCUGAUGAAGAGGAAGGAUUGGCAGCAGAUGGUGUGUGGGAGUCAAUGACUGAAUAUCCAGUGAUGGAGGGAGAACACAUGUUUUCAGAUGUGGAAGACAGCAUUGAAUAUUGUGAUGUAUUAAGGAUGGGGGAGCGAAAAACUGUACUUAAUGUGAGGAAAAAUUACAAUGAUCUACGAGGUGAAAAUUCUCAAACUCCUCCCCUUCAAAAAAUGUACAAAGGAGACAAUAGGAAUGAGUGCCCUGCACACAGAAGAAGUUUCUCUGAAAAAUCGGAUUUUAAUUUGUAUUGGAACAUCCCUAAUAGAGGAAAAACAUUUAAAUGCCCAGAAUAUGGAAUAGCAUCCCUUGAAAAAAUUCCCAGCAGGGAGAAACCAUAUAAAUGCCUGGAGCGUGGGAAAAGCUUCAGUCAGAGUGGACAACUGUCUUCCCACCAAAGAAUUCAUACAGGGGAGAAACCGUAUAAAUGUUUGGAGUGUGGGAAAAGCUUCAGUCAGCGUGGAAACUUUUUUUCCCACCAAAGAAUUCACACAGGGGAGAAACCAUAUAAAUGCUUGGAGUGUGGGAAAAGCUUCAGUUGGCGUGGAGGCCUUUCUUCCCACCAAAGAAUUCACACAGGGGAGGAACCGUAUAAAUGUUUGGAUUGUGGGAAAAGCUUCAGUCAUCAUGGAAGCCUUUCUUUCCACCAAAGAAUUCACACAGGGGAGAAACCAUAUAAAUGUUUGGAGUGUGGGAAAAGCUUCAGUCAGAGUGGACAACUGUCUUCCCACCAAAGAUUUCACUCAGGGGAGAAACCGUAUAAAUGCUUGAAGUGUGGGAAAAGCUUCAGUCAACAUGGAAGCCUUUCUUCCCACCAAAAACUUCACACUGGGGAGAAACCAUAUAAAUGUUUGGAGUGUGGGAAAAGCUUCAGUCAGCGUGGAAAUCUUUUUUCCCACCAAAGAAUUCACACAGGGGAGAAACCAUAUAAAUGCUUGGAGUGUGGGAAAAGCUUCAGUCGGCGUGGAGGCCUUUCUUCCCACCAAAGAAUUCACACAGGAGAGAAACCAUAUAAAUGUUUGGAGUGUGGGAAAAGCUUCAGUCGGCGUGGAGGCCUUUCUUCCCACCAAAUAUUUCACUCAGGGGAGAAACCAUAUAAAUGCUUGGAGUGUGGGAAGAGCUUCAGUUGGCGUGGAAACCUUUUUUCCCACCAAAGAUUUCACACAGGGGAGGAACCGUAUAAAUGUUUGGAUUGUGGGAAAAGCUUCAGUCAUCAUGGAAGCCUUUCUUUCCACCAAAGAAUUCACACAGGGGAGAAACCAUAUAAAUAUUUGGAGUGUGGGAAAAGCUUCAGUCAGAGUGGACAACUGUCUUCCCACCAAAGAUUUCACUCAGGGGAGAAAUCGUAUAAAUGCUUGAAGUGUGGGAAAAGCUUCAGUCAGCAUGGAAGCCUUUCUUCCCACCAAAGAUUUCACACAGGGGAGAAACCGUAUAAAUGUUUGGAAUGUGGGAAAAGCUUCCGUCUGCGUGGAAGCCUUUCUUACCACCAAAGAAUUCACACAGGGGAGAAACCAUAUAAAUGCUUGGAGUGUGGGAAAAGCUUCCGUUGGAGUGGACAGCUGUCUUCCCAUCAAAGAAUUCACACAGGGGAGAAAACGUAUAAAUGCUUGAAGUGUGAGAAAAGCUUCAGUUGGAGUGGACAACUGUUUUCCCACCAAAGACUUCACGCAGGGGAGAAACCGUAUAAAUGCUUGGAGUGUGGGAAAAGCUUCAGUCAGAGUGGACAACUGUCUUCCCACCAAAGAUUUCACACAGAGGAGAAACCAUAUAAAUGCCUGGAGUGUGGGAAAGGGUUCAGUCAGCGUGGAAGCCUUUCUUCCCACCAAAGAAUUCACACAGGGGAGAAACCAUAUAAAUGCUUGGAGUGUGGGAAAAGCUUCCGUCGGAGUGGACAACUGUCUUCUCACCAAAGAGUUCACACAGGGGAGAAACCAUAUAAAUGCUUGGAGUGUGGGAAAAGCUUCCGUCGGAGUGGACAACUGUCUUCUCACCAAAGAGUUCACACAGGGGAGAAACCAUAUAAAUGUUUGGAGUGUGGGAAAAGCUUCAGUCAGAGUGGACAACUGUCUUCCCACCAAAGAAUUCACACAGGGGAGAAACCGUAUAAAUGUUUGGAUUGUGGGAAAAGCUUCCGUCAUAGUGGAAGCCUUUCUUCUCACCAAAGAAUUCACACAGGGGAGAAACCAUAUAAAUGUUUGGCGUGUGGGAAAAGCUUCAGUCGGCGUGGACAACUGUCUUCCCACCAAAGAAUUCACUCAGGGAAGAAACCGUAUAAAUGCUUGGAGUGUGGAAAAAGCUUCAGUCGGUGUGAACAUCUGUCUUCUCACCAAAGAAUUCACACAGGGGAAAAACCAUAUAAAUGUCUGGUGUGUGGGAAAAGCUUCAGUCAGCGUGGAAGCCUUUCUGACCACCAAAGAUUUCACACAGGGGAGAAACCAUAUAAAUGCCUGGAGUGUGGGAAAAGCUUCAGUCAGCGUGGAAGCCUUUCUUCCCACCAAAGAAUUCACACAGGGGAGAAACCAUAUAAAUGCUUGGAGUGUGGGAAAAGCUUCCGUCGGAGUGAGCAACUGUCUUCUCACCAAAGAGUUCACACAGGGGAGAAACCAUAUAAAUGCUUGGAGCGUGGGAAAAGCUUCAGUCAGAGUGGACAACUGUCUUCCCACCAAAGAUUUCACAUGGGUGAAACCAUAUAAACGCCUGGACUGUGGAAAAAGUUUCAGUCACAUUGGAAACUUUAAUCACCACCAAAGAAUUUACAUGGGAGAAAGCAUGUAAAUGACUGGAGUGUGGAAAAAGCUUCAUUCUGAGUGGACGACUCUCUUCCCACCAAAGAAUUCACACAGGGAAGAAAACGCAUAAAUGCUUGGAGUAUGGGAAAUGCUUUAGUCGGAGUGGGUGAUUGCCUUUCCACCAAAGAAGACUGUUCAGAUAAAAAAUCCACUCUUGAGUAAGGAAUAACGUUUUAGAAGCCUCCUUGACACAACAUUUCUCUGAUCAACAGCAUAAUAUAUGUGACAUCAAAGUAGCAACUUUAUUUUGUAGCGCAUAAAGGGCUCAAUCAAUGUACACAAUAUGUACUGUUGCAGAAAGAAGCUCAGUGGAUUUUUUUCCUGAACAGUAUGGAGCCUCAUGGUCUCAAUAGUGAACUGUUACUGAAUAGUUUUUUAGGAUGACAGUCUCACUAGGAUUAGGUCGCUGCACCUUUAACUUUAUUAGGAUGAAGGUUGAGACAACUGAAAUAGAAAAGAGACAAUUACCUUUGAGACUCUAUGAGAACUCUUCGAUACUUACCUGUUUCAUGGUCCCGGAGCAACUACCCUGACUCCUAUUGAAUACCACGAGGGGGGGAAUGUUCUGUCCAUUACAGACUGUCUUUGUAUGAAUCAUAACAUUGUAUGUAUAUACUGUUACUGAGUUGCUGAAUUUGUAUGAAGCAUUUUCACGUGUUAUGAGCACUGUCACUUUAAAAAUACUGUAAACUAGAAAAUUGUGCUGUUCUUUCGCAGGUGGAAUUUUCCACAACUACACCGGAAAGGGCAGAUCCCUUCUGGAGAGCCAAGGGGAAAGAGUGCAGUCCCAGACUGCAUUGAUCAGACUGCAUGGCUGGGUGUUGCCCCUUCUCAUCCA
Molecule: messenger RNA, 4053 nt
Organism: Eublepharis macularius
Lineage: Eukaryota; Metazoa; Chordata; Lepidosauria; Squamata; Eublepharidae
Product: zinc finger protein 420-like
Exons: 5
Coding region: 162-3119 (985 amino acids)
Biological process (GO): regulation of transcription by RNA polymerase II
Molecular function (GO): RNA polymerase II cis-regulatory region sequence-specific DNA binding; DNA-binding transcription factor activity, RNA polymerase II-specific
Source: RefSeq, a predicted model, not a curated record